This is a messenger RNA of Ostreococcus lucimarinus CCE9901, 294 nucleotides long. RefSeq lists its product with no specific name. The annotation marks the transcript as partial. The transcript has a single exon. Gene Ontology annotation, cellular component: cytoplasm; nucleus. The record is from RefSeq and is a predicted model, not a curated record. NCBI's taxonomy places the organism in Eukaryota, Viridiplantae, Chlorophyta, Mamiellophyceae, Mamiellales, Bathycoccaceae.
CCGUCGAAACCGGAUUAUUAUCAGAUUUUGGGCGUCGCGUUCGACUCGACGGAGGGCGAGAUUCGAAGAGCGUAUUUGAAGAGCGCGCUUCGAUUUCAUCCGGACAAGCACGGCGAUACGUUGGAGGCGAAGCGACGGUUUCAAGAGAUUGGUGAGGCGUAUCACGUGUUGAGCGACCCCGGGCGUAGGACGGAGUACGACGACGCGGCGGAGUAUUACGUCGACGACUUUGGCGUCGAGGAGUAUUUGUUGAGGUUCCGCACCUUUGUGCUCACGUCGCAAGGUUUGAGCAUC